GACGCGCCGUUGCACCGGGAUGAGCGGCGGGAGCCGGCGGGGCCCGCGGCGUCCAUGACAGGUCCUGGCCAGCCUUAGCCCCGGCGCCGCCAUGACCGAGGUGCUGGUGGUGAAGGAGGGGUGGCUGCACAAGCGAGGGGAAUACAUCAAAACGUGGCGGCCCCGCUACUUCCUGCUCAAGAGCGACGGCUCCUUCAUUGGAUACAAGGAGCGGCCGGAGAGCCCGGAGCAGGCGCUGCCCCUCAACAACUUCUCUGUGGCCGAGUGCCAGCUGAUGAAGACAGAGCGCCCGCGCCCCAACACCUUCGUCAUCCGCUGCUUGCAAUGGACAACGGUCAUCGAGAGGACGUUCCACGUGGAUACCCCGGAGGAGCGCGAGGAGUGGAUGCGCGCGAUCCAGACGGUGGCCAACAGCCUCAAGCAGCAGGAGCCAGAGGUGGAUCCCAUGGGAUACAAGUGCGGAUCCAUGGACGGCCCCGGCGCCGAGGAGAUGGAGGUGGCCAUGGGCAAAUCCCGCGCCAAGGCUACCAUGAACGACUUCGAUUACCUGAAGCUCCUGGGAAAAGGGACCUUUGGGAAGGUCAUCCUGGUGCGGGAAAAGGCCACCGGGCGCUACUAUGCCAUGAAGAUCCUGCGGAAGGAGGUCAUCAUCGCCAAGGAUGAAGUGGCUCACACCGUGACCGAGAGCCGGGUGCUGCAGAACACCCGGCACCCCUUCCUCACCGCCCUGAAAUACGCUUUCCAGACCAACGACCGCCUCUGCUUCGUCAUGGAAUACGCCAACGGUGGCGAGCUCUUUUUCCACCUCUCGAGGGAACGCGUCUUCACCGAGGAUCGGGCUCGCUUCUACGGCGCCGAGAUCGUCUCGGCCUUGGAAUACCUCCAUUCCCGGGAUGUGGUGUACCGGGAUAUCAAGCUGGAAAACCUGAUGCUGGACAAGGACGGGCACAUCAAGAUCACCGACUUCGGCCUCUGCAAGGAGGGCAUCAGCGACGGCGCCACCAUGAAGACCUUUUGUGGCACCCCCGAGUACCUGGCGCCGGAGGUGCUGGAGGACAACGACUACGGGCGCGCCGUGGACUGGUGGGGGCUGGGGGUGGUGAUGUACGAGAUGCUCUGCGGCCGCCUCCCCUUCUACAACCAGGACCACGAGCGCCUCUUCGAGCUCAUCCUGCUCGAGGAGAUCCGCUUCCCCCGCAGCCUCGCGCCCGACGCCAGGGCCCUGCUGGCCGGGCUGCUCAAGAAGGACCCCAAGCAGAGGCUCGGGGGGGGGCCCAGGGACGCGCAGGAGGUGAUGGAGCACCGCUUCUUCGCGCCCAUCAACUGGCAGGACGUGGUGCAGAGGAAGCUGGUGCCCCCCUUCAAGCCGCAGGUGACGUCCGAGGUCGACACCCGCUACUUCGAUGACGAGUUCACGGCGCAGUCCAUCACCAUCACCCCCCCCGACCGCUACGAUGCCCUGGGCUCCCCGGAGGGCGAGCACCGGACGCACUUCCCGCAGUUUUCCUACUCCGCCAGCAUCCGGGAAUGACGGAGCCGGAGCCGGGGGGGACGGGACGGGAC
Messenger RNA from Pezoporus flaviventris, 1563 nucleotides. RefSeq names its product AKT serine/threonine kinase 2 (gene AKT2). The record is from RefSeq and is a predicted model, not a curated record. Gene Ontology annotation, molecular function: protein serine/threonine kinase activity; ATP binding. NCBI's taxonomy places the organism in Eukaryota, Metazoa, Chordata, Aves, Psittaciformes, Psittacidae. Gene Ontology annotation, biological process: protein phosphorylation.